Molecule: messenger RNA, 1278 nt
Organism: Xyrauchen texanus (razorback sucker)
Lineage: Eukaryota; Metazoa; Chordata; Actinopteri; Cypriniformes; Catostomidae
Product: growth hormone-releasing hormone receptor-like
Biological process (GO): positive regulation of cell population proliferation; adenylate cyclase-activating G protein-coupled receptor signaling pathway; cell surface receptor signaling pathway
Cellular component (GO): plasma membrane
Molecular function (GO): G protein-coupled peptide receptor activity; peptide hormone binding; growth hormone-releasing hormone receptor activity
Source: RefSeq, a predicted model, not a curated record
AUGACCAUUGAUGCCUCACGAGCCCAGCCCAGCCUUGUGCAGGUCUACAAUUUUAUCCCUGAUGUCCUUACACAGCUCUCUGGUCUUGGCCAGGUGUCAUCUAUUUUGCAUCCCGAGUGUGAAUAUAUUUUUCAGUUGGCGAGAGAUGAGCAACGCUGUCUCCGAGAGAUCGCAGAGCUUGGAAACAUCAGUGGGGCAGGUUGUUUACCUGUAUGGGAUUCUGUAGUGUGCUGGCCCAAAACGGCAGUGGGUGAGACGGUCCACUCGCCCUGUCCUGCUGUUUUCUCUCUCUUCAGUAAUAACACAGGUACAGUGAGUCGUAACUGCACCGCUGGAGGCUGGUCGUGGCCGUCCCCCUACCAUGAGGCCUGCAGUGUUGAAGCUAACAUCCCAGAGGAGUCGUAUUUUGCCACUGUGAAACUGAUCUACUCGGUUGGUUACGGAUCGUCACUGUUGUCUCUCUCAGUUGCCGUGGUAAUACUGCUGCUGUUCAGGCGACUACACUGCGAUCGAAACUACAUCCACAUGCAGCUGUUCUUCUCCUUCAUCCUGAAAUCUGCGUCUGUGUUUAUAAAAGACGCUACGCUGUUCGCCAGUGAUGACACAGAUCACUGCACACUCUCUACAGCGUCCUGUAAGGCAUCAGUGGUGUUUUGUCAUUAUUGCGUGAUGACUAAUUUCUUCUGGCUGCUGGUGGAGGCCAUGUAUCUGAACUCACUGUUGCUCUCUGCAUUCCCACGUAGUCGUCGCUGCCUGUGGAGUUUUGCUAUGUUGGGCUGGGGUGUUCCAGUAGUCUGUAUUGUCAUUUGGAUCUGCUCCAGAGUGUAUUUUGAGGACACAGAGUGCUGGGACAUCAAUGACGAUUCCCCUUACUGGUGGAUCAUCAAGGGUCCUAUUGUAGCAUCCAUUGGGGUGAACUUCCUUCUCUUCAUGAAUAUUAUCAGGAUUCUGGUGCAAAAGCUGAACCCUCGUUUGAUCCAGUUCAACAACUCUGCUCAGUACAGGCGACUGACCAAGUCCACCCUCCUCCUAAUCCCUCUCUUCGGCACUCAUUACAUGGUGUUCAGCUUCCUUCCAGACGUCUUCAACGUGAGCCUGCGGCUUUACAUCGAGCUCUGUCUGGGCUCCUUCCAGGGGCUCAUUGUGGCGGUUCUCUAUUGUUUUCUGAACCAGGAGGUUCAGAAUGAAAUGCGAUUACGAUGGAUGCGCUAUCAAGAGGGGAGUUACAAUGUAGUCCCUGUUGGAGCCAAAGGAAGCCAGAUGGACACUCCAUUUUAG